Molecule: messenger RNA, 8170 nt
Organism: Hypanus sabinus (Atlantic stingray)
Lineage: Eukaryota; Metazoa; Chordata; Chondrichthyes; Myliobatiformes; Dasyatidae
Gene: trim71
Product: tripartite motif containing 71, E3 ubiquitin protein ligase
Exons: 4
Coding region: 149-2818 (889 amino acids)
Biological process (GO): protein polyubiquitination; proteasome-mediated ubiquitin-dependent protein catabolic process
Molecular function (GO): zinc ion binding; protein binding; ubiquitin protein ligase activity
Source: RefSeq, a predicted model, not a curated record
CCUAGGGGUCGAUUGGAGUUUGGGGGGUGGGUGGGGUGGGAGGGGAGGGGAACCCCCACUGUCCCGGCUCGGCCUUGCCCUGCCCUCCGCGGGCCACCCCGCACACGGCGCCUCCGCGGGGGGAAUAUGAGCCCCCGCCGGCCCGUCAAUGUGGCUAUCUCGCUCGCUGCACAGAGGAGCGGUUCUCGCUGAGGAAGCGGAGCGGCUGCCCUCCCGGCCGGCCGAGCUGGCCCAGGGCCACUUCUACCCGCGCUGCUACCAGCGCUCCGAGGCCGCCAUGGCCGCACCGUUCUGCGGCCAGGAGCAGCAGCAGCAGCCGCCGCCGUGCCAGGAGCAGCAGGGCCUAGGCCCAGCCCGACCCGAAGCGCCGCCGCCGCGACAGGAGUCGCUACCUCCGCCGCAGCAGCAGCAGUGCGGCCUCUGCUGCGCCCGGGGCCCCGGGUCACGCUCCCGUUCCAGCCCGGCUGACGAGCUGCGGCUACUGCCUUGUCGCCACUCCUUCUGUCAGGCCUGCCUAGAAGCUCACGGCGGCAGGCGACGGCGGCCCGGGGGCCCUAGCAGCAACAACAACGGAGGGCCAGCCCCUCACCGUGUCCGGCCCGAGGCCGAGCCCUCGCCUCCCGCCGCGUCUUCCUCCUCCUCUUCCUCCUCCUCCUCGGCCAACUCGUGCGGGCCUCCCGACCUGGCCUGCCCCAUCUGCGACAGCCGCAUGCCGGCCGCCGACAAUGACGGGCUGCCCGCCGACCUGCUGCUGCUCAACAACCUGCUUGACGUGGUGUCGGCAGCCGAGGACGAAUUGGACGGAGGCGUGCAGCGGCGGAGCCGCGCCAAGGGCUCGCAGUCGGGCUGCAGCUCCUGCGACGAAGGCGCGCCGGUGACCUCCCGCUGCAUGGACUGCGCCGAAUACCUGUGCGAUCACUGUGUCCGGGCGCACCAGCGGGUCCGGCUCACCAAGGAGCAUGUCAUCCAGCGCUUCAGGCAGCACCAUUACAACCAGCAGCCGUUCGCCAGCCUGCCGCUCGCACAUGACCGGCUCAGCUACUGCCAGCACCACGACAACCAAGUGAUGCGUCUGUACUGUGAUACCUGCGCUGUGCCGAUUUGUCGAGAAUGCACAAUGAGCCGUCAUGUAGGUCACAGCUUUGUCUACCUCCAGGAUGCCGUACAGGACUCCAAAGAAAUAACCUUACAGUUAUUAGCAGAUGCACAGCAAGGCCGGCAGGCCAUUCAGCUCAGUAUAGAGAAGGUUCGAGCUAUGGUGGAACAAGUAGAGAUGAAAGCUCAAGUUAUUCGAUCAGAAGUCAAAGCGGUAACUUCACGGCACAAGAAGGCUUUAGAGGAACGUGAAUGUGAGCUAUUACGAAAAGUGGAAAAGAUCCGGCAAAUGAAGGCCAAGACUCUACACCUCCAAGUAGAAGCACUGCGUGAGAAUUUAUCCAGGCUGGAGAGCACAAUAGACUGUGUGCAGAAGGCCCUAUUAGAUGGGCGAGAUGUGGAUGUACUCUUGGCAAAAGAGCAAAUGUUUGUCCAAAUCCAAGAUCUGAAGAAACUUAGGAAUCUCCUUCAACCUCAGGACGACGACACCCUUUCGUUCAUUCCGCCUGAUGGUGUAUUAUACAAGGCCAUCAAGUCGUUAGGCAUAAUCAGUAGCAGUGCAUAUGCCCCACUAUCUACAGCUGCUGGUGAGGGACUGAAACGAGCACUGCGUGGGAAAAUGAGCAGCUUCACCGUGAUCACCAAGGAUCACACUGGCGAAGGGAGAUCAUCUGGUGGUGAUUUGGUAGUAGUUGUUAUAAUGGGACCUGAUGGGUGUCUCUUUCGAGCAGAUGUUCUUGACCAUCAUGAUGGCACCUAUACAGUUAAUUACUCCCCACAUCUGGAAGGAGAGCAUGUAGUUUCAGUUACAAUUCGUGGGCAGCAUAUUGAGAAUAGCCCCUUCCGUGUAAUUGUCAAAGCAGGUCGUAACUACACUGGGAUUGGGCUUCCAAUUUGCUCUUUUGGUGGAGAAGGGGAUGAGGAUGGGCAGCUCUGUCGGCCAUGGGGUGUGUGUGUCAACAAAGAAGGUUAUAUCAUUAUUGCUGAUCGUAGCAAUAACCGUGUCCAGGUGUUCACACCAAGUGGGACAUAUCACCACAAGUUUGGCACAGCAGGUUCCAGACCUGGACAGUUUGAUCGUCCGGCUGGUGUUGCAUGUGAUCAGAAUUGUCGGAUCAUAGUGGCCGAUAAGGACAACCACCGUAUUCAGGUUUUCACUUUUGAGGGGCAGUUCAUCCUUAAAUUUGGGGAGAAAGGAAGCAAAAAUGGCCAAUUCAACUACCCUUGGGAUGUUGCCGUCAAUACUGAUGGGAAGAUCCUGGUGUCAGACACCCGCAAUCAUAGAGUUCAGCUUUUUGGGCCAGAUGGAAACUUUGUCAGUAAAUAUGGCUUUGAGGGGGCUUUGUGGAAGCACUUUGAUUCUCCUCGUGGAGUGGCCUUUAACCAUGAAGGACACCUAGUGGUAACAGAUUUCAACAAUCACCGGCUGCUGGUAAUCCACCCUGACUUCCAGUCAGCACGCUUCCUUGGUUCCGAAGGCACAAGCAACGGGCAGUUCCUCCGACCUCAGGGUGUAGCGAUUGACCAAGAAGGCCGCAUCAUUGUAGCCGACUCCAGGAAUCAUCGUAUUCAGAUCUUUGAACCAAAUGGCAACUUCCUGUGCAAGUUUGGGACGCAAGGCAGUGGCUUUGGGCAGAUGGACCGUCCAUCUGGAAUAGCCCUAAUGCCAGAUGGACUGAUAGUAGUAGUCGACUUUGGCAACAAUCGUAUCCUCUUGUUUUAAUGCUGUGUUCUUGUUUUUCUAUAUUGUGGAUUUGUUGCUCAGGGACAAUAUCUUAAUUGUUUUCCCUAUAGAAGACAGGUAUUUUUUUCUGUCAUCUACCUCAUGUUGGUAUAGUGUGAGCUUGAGCUGUGAGACUACUUCAAAACUACAUAAAUUUAUAGCAGACCUACCUCACUGCCUGCAGAUGUUGGGCUGACUAAUGUUUGAAUAUUUCCAUGGAACUGUGCAAGUGUGUCCAGGCAAUUGGUGCCUUUAUGAUCUGAAUCCAAAGACUUGUAUCUUAGUAUUAAAAGUUGUCUUGUAGCUUUAUUUAAUGCAAAUCUCUCAGGUAGGAAGACUAUUGGCCACUUGUAUAAGCCUAAAAAUAGCCAAUUGUGGGUGACUGAUAAAGGCUUUGGCUGCCUACCUGCAUACAUGUUGUUUUCAGGGAUUAUUUGAUAUUGAACAUCUUGUAUGUUUAGCCCUAUGCUUUCUGAAUGUAACCCUACACUCCACCUGAAUGUAAACUAAAUACCUCUUUUGUUUUGUUUUAGGGUGUAAUGUUCUUUGGCCUGAUGCACAUAGAAGCUCUUGAGGGGUUCUUCUGAGUGUUAAUUUUGGGGUGUUUCAUAAAACAAAAAUAUUGAGUUAUCAUGUGAUACCCUGAAGCUCAAUCUAUAUUUAUGGCACCUGGAAUAACAAAAAUAUAUUUACCUCUACUGCAAUCUCAGGUACCUGUAUGAAAUCUAUUUCCUACUCAAUUAGUAGGCUGUAUUUGGUCUUGGAGGCAGUAUUACUUAGUAUUGGAAGAAAAUUGGCUGUUUUUUUUAAAAAGCUGUUUUUGGCUCUUGUAUAGUCCUAUUUGGGAUCCACAGAAAAAUGGUGUAAAUCUGCAUGGCCUUUUAUCAUGUGCUGUGACCAAUACCAUAGACAGAAAUUAGGUAUGGGCCUAAUUUGAAUAUCCAGUCUGUUCUCAAUGCCAGCCUUUCUCAAUGGGAAAAUAUUCAAUCAUCUAAGUAAUUGUACUUGGAUAUAAUAGUGCUUUAUGCAUUAUUUCUAUUGCAUUUUGAGAAGACCUGAUCAGUUCUUUAUUGCUGGGAUUAAGAGAAUGUGGUUGUAUUCUGUCCUUUGGUAGAAAUUAGGUCAGUUCUUUUCAGCUUGAAUAUAAUAGUUUUGUUUGCCAUGUGCUGAAGCAAUGACAGUGCUGUACGUGAAUACUCUGAUAGAACUUUGGUUUAGUAAUGGACCAAGGGUAGACUCCAUAGGUGUAAUUCCUUCUCUCAAUCACCUAUUUCCUUGUAGCCCAAAGCAGCCAGUUUAUUUAGAAAUGAGACAAUGUCUCUUUAAAACUACUCUACAAUGUUUAUGCAAAUUUCCAUCACAGCCUUGAAUUGAGAUUUGAGCUUUAAAGAAUCAGUAUUUAUAGUCUAGGAGCUGCAGCAUAUAAACAUGACACUUGCUUAAAAAUUGUUAACAACCAAAGUAGUAUAAUUUUAACACAGCCAGUUUCAGUUGACAUUCUCGGAUGCUCCACUAUUUCUGCUGCCUUACUAGUCUGGUAAUCAACGUUACAGGCACAAUUUAUUUCAUGUUUAAAGCCAUCUUCCUGCUGUUGUAGACAGCAGCAAAGCUACAAAGAAUAUAUGUACCAUCCUGCCAAUCGUAAGAUAAGGGUCCAGUAGUUCUUAAAAAAAACAGUGAACACUAUGGAUUUCCAAACGUCUCCCUGUUUUAAGAUAACUGCUUUUGUCUCAAAAUUUAGAAUUUGAUUUUUGAACUUCACUGAAGUUCAGCUACUUAUCAAAACAUGGUGUUGCCCCAGAAAGGAUUCGCUUUGAGCUUCAACAACAAUGAAUGCUUUGGCCAACCUCUGGAUGCAGUCUUUCUGAAUUCUAACGCACAAGUUCUGAAAUGCAGAGUAAUUUUAACCCUACUCCAAGCUGGCUUAGCUGUUUAGUAGGAAUUGUUUAGAAUGGAGGUGGGUGGAAAUGUUGGUCAGCAAACUAUUGGGAGAUCUAUUAUGACAGGGUAAUAUUGAUAAAAAUCGAUUUCUAUAGGUUCCAACCAAUUAUGCAGAAAGGUGAUGAUUUCUAGCUGGUCUUCAGUAGAAUUGGAAAUUACCUUAGAAUGUACAUGAUCCAGAGACAAUUUAAAGUGUGUGUACUGCAUAAUUGUGAAGUUCCUAAUGGAGUGGUUUAGCUUUCAAGAUGAAACUGGCUAAUGUGCUGCUUCAGGUGGACUGUAACAGUUGAUUUGAUAAGUUGUGGUUAGCUGUUGUAGUGUAGAAUGGCUUUUAUUUUACACAAUAGGAAAUUGCUUGAGCAUUGGUUAAUAAUUCACACUAAACUGUUGUGGAACCAGUCAGUCUGAAAUCUACUUUAAAGCUGUCCAAUGUUUUGAAAUUUGAAAUAAGCUUUGUCUUUAGAAUUAAAGCUCUACUGAGUCUAGUUCCUGUACUUUGAAUGCUGUGCUCUUAGCUUUGAGUUUUUUUACAGUUGCAACAUUAUGUGGGCUGCUUUAGAUCUCGUGGGCAUUUUUUUCCCUUCAGCACAAAUUUAGAGAUGCAAGCACACACCUGGCAUCCCUACUUGGGGUGUUAUCAAAGGUAAUUCCACUGCCUUUAAAAAAAACAAAAUAAAUAACUUGUAUAAACCAAGUCAGUCUGUUAAUGUACCAUAUUAUUGAGUUCCUCUGGGAUAGCAGUGAUCCACAUUUUUCAAAGCGAAGUAUCUUCUGAAAGUAAAAUAGGAUGACCCCAUUCCUAGUGUUCAAAUCAUUUCUGUUGAUACUGUGAGUUAUUUGAUGUGAAGUAGGACUCAGUGAUUUCUGGAGUAAUGGAGUUUUGACUUCUGACCAUUACUGUGCUUUGCUGUGGCUCCUGGGGACUUCACUAGUACAAAGUAUGAUGACCUGUCUGAUUAUGUUGCUUCCCAAUGAGAUCAUCAGAAAGGAUUUGGUGGAAUGGCUGUUCAAAGCUAAUUUGUUCGUGAAUUUGUCUCUUGAACAUUGUUUUGAUGGGACCAUAUAUAAUGAAAGACUGGGGGACCUUUUCCAGAUGUAAACUGCAUGUUAAAGAUUGGAUUCAGGGGUGAUGAAGUUAGUUUUUUUUUCAUAAGAUUUAUUCCUUAUUCUUUCCUGCCUAUUUGGCUUAGAUGUCUGCUAUCCAACUGGUAACUUAAUAUGUUCUUGAUUCAAAUGUGUGUAAUGUUGAAUUGUGUGAUUUAAGACUCGGGAGUAUUCAAAACACGUCACUUUCCAAUUUUGUACAAAUCUCCAUAGUCUAUUUUAGCUUGAAUUCAGAAAAAAAAAUUCACACAGCCUUACAAAACAAAUGUGUAGAAAAUUCACUAAAAGUGCUUAAUGGAUUUAUGUUCACAAUUCUUAAACUCAAUCAGGCACAGUAUCUUACCUCAACAAAAAGAUCAACUUGCAGAACCCUAAGUAGCCAAUAAUUUAGAGACUAGGGUCUUAAUGAUACAUAAUUCUCAGGGAAGUGAUCCUACUCUCUGAAGGUUUUAGGGUUGCAAGAUAUGGUUCUCGUGCCUUGUCAGGUAAUGGCUUUUGUCUACCUCGGUGCUUCUUUCUGCAGCAGCUUCAAACUACCUCAAGUUUAAUCCCAGUUGGCUCACAUGUCACUGGGCAAACGGCUUGCACCGGGGGCUAAUGUGCAUUGUUUUGAUACUGGGAUUUUAAUGGAACCCAUGAAUCAGCUGCUGAAAAAGUGUAGAACAAAGUAGUAAUUGCAUACUGGUUGGUGUAAAACCUUACUAGUAGAUCUAGGUUUAUCUCCUUUGGCCACAGAAAAUCCCAUUCUGCCUGCAGUGACUUCAUUAACAGUAUUUGAAGUUCCGUUAAAAUGUUUUACAGGAAAGAAAGGGCUUUUACAAUUGCAACAUUCCUCUUUAUUUGUAGCAAAAUGUUACUAAAGUAAGUCAUCUAUUAUAUGAAGGACCUUUCUUCCUUUCAACUCAAUGGCAUCAAAAAGAAGAUCCUGGGAAAAUUUGAAUUUUCUAUCUAGUCCUGCUGAAUGUUGCCAAUUUAUUAAUAUGAUAAGCACACCACUUUUGAACUUUCAGUGCAUCAAUAUAAUUUCAUCAAAUUGUGGUGUUUCACAUCUGAUGUUAUUGAGUUGAUAAAAUGGUAGCCACCAGUUUUCCUUUCUCUACACGUUGAAUGUGUAUACUUAAAAGUGUAGAAAUAGUUGGAGACAGAUCUUCGGAAUUAUUGCUGGUGAGAGGUGGCAGGGCCAUGUUUGGCAGAGAGAGGUCUCGGAUAAGGUAGAUUUGGGAACCAGUUGGACUACUGGCCAAAGAGGUGGUUCAUAAUCCACUGGUGUGCCUGCACAAAUGGAACUUGGUGAUUCGGGCACUUAGAAUUGGUGAGUUUUCUAAGCUUGCCAGUAGGUCCAAUUUAGUCUUGCAGGAUUUGGCCUUUUGUUACUAGCCAGUGCAGUUGUCUCAAACCUGACUUGAAAUACAGUAAUCCAUUUCACAUACCUAAAUAGUUUGAUGUUAAAAUGUAGACAAGAGUUGUUGACUAUUCAUUGACAAGAUGUGACCCCAGUUGUUAAUGGGAGCACCUGAUGUGCUGUUUGUUUAAAACAGAUUUUGUUUUUGUGGACUGAUUUUAUGAAGUGCUUAAGUUUUUUUUUAUAUUCUGAAACUGGGUUUCAAACCACUAGUUAAGCAGACUUUAUUCAAAAUUUAUUCUUGAGAAUUUAAGUGUCUGGUCCAAGAUCCAGAAAUCCUGGUUGAGAAGACGUAAUAUAUAGCUUAAAAGAAGUUUUCGCUGUUUUCUAAAAGCAGGGAAAUUAAGUUCUGGGCUCAUUAUUUUAGAGGCAGAGCUGCAGUAAAAUCAGAAGUUCUAUUGAUUUGUGUAAGAAGUGAUUUUGCUUAUUGCCUCUGUUCUAAUUUUAACUGUAGUCUGUGUUCUAGAUUAAGGGGAUAGCAUUAAAAUGUCUGGUGCAAGUGGUCAAAGGCCCUUUUCUCAAACUUAGACAAGUGCCUCAAAAUAACAGAGCCUGUAUCUGUAUUUAAAGAUGUCCAAGCAGUAUUUAAGUUACUGUUGUGCAACAACCCAGCAUUUAAUGUUCAUUGGUGGUUACCACUACUUAAAGGAGAGGGGAAAAUGGGGUCCUAGACUACCAAAAAGUUCAUUUUAAUAGAAUAUUCCUCUUGGGUUUGUCUUUACAGUAAGGUGACGGGUAUUUUUUUCCUCAGUUAUAUAAUUUACCUCUGAAUCAUAAGACCCAGCCUCUGCACCAAAGAAUGAGGUUUACUGACCUGGAACACUUCUUAUUCCUGUGUGUUUGAAAGCCUAAAUUGAUGUUUGUGCAAUUUUAUCUGGAUGAAAGUUCAAUAAAAUUUGUUUACA